AUGUCUGAUUCAAAUUACAUGACAUCUCGAGCAAUCCUUUCCACGACAAACGACAAUGUCGACAAGAUAAACAUCCGCAUGAUAGAGCGUUUUCAGGGAGAUGAAGUAAUAUACCAUAGCUUUGACAGUGCGGAGGACGACCCAUAUGGCUACUACGCUCAGGAGUUUCUGAAUGGAUUGACUCCUAACGGUCUUCCUCCACAUGCACUCAAGCUAAAGCUGAACUGCCCUGUCAUACAUCUAAGGAACAUUGAUCCAGCAAAUGGAUUGUGUAACGGCACUAGGCUUGUUGUUAGAGGUUUUGAGAGGAACACCAUUGAUGCAGAAAUCGUGAUUGGACAACACGCUGGCAGGAGGGUCUUCCUUCCUCAAAUACCUCUCUGCCCAUCUGAAAACGACAUGUUUCCGUUCAAGUUUAAGAGGAAGCAAUUUCCUAUAAGGCUUAGCUUUGCUAUGACCAUUAACAAGGCUCAUGCACUCAAGCUAAAGCUGAACUGCCCUGUCAUACUUCUAAGGAACAUUGAUCCAGCAAAUGGAUUGUGUAACGGCACUAGGCUUGUUGUUAGAGGUUUUGAGAGGAACACCAUUGAUGCAGAAAUCGUGAUUGGACAACACGCUGGCAGGAGGGUCUUCCUUCCUCGAAUACCUCUCUGCCCAUCUGAAAACGACAUGUUUCCGUUCAAGUUUAAGAGGAAGCAAUUUCCUAUAAGGCUUAGCUUUGCUAUGACCAUUAACAAGGCUCAAGGGCAGACAAUCCCGAUUGUUGGUGUCUACCUACCCAAUCCCGUGUUCUCUCAUGGUCAACUCUAUGUUGCUUUGUCUCGAGCCACCGCAAAGAGAAACAUAAAGAUACUCAUUCAGAAGGAGAAGCCGAAGGAGAAGUCCAACAAGCAAAAGGACAAUCCAAAGAAGCGAAAAAGACCGACCGUGUCAUUACUAACAUCGAUGAAGAACAUCGUCUACAAGGAUGUCCUUACAGGCUGA
Messenger RNA from Aegilops tauschii subsp. strangulata, 984 nucleotides. The record is from RefSeq and is a predicted model, not a curated record. Lineage: Eukaryota; Viridiplantae; Streptophyta; Magnoliopsida; Poales; Poaceae.